Messenger RNA from Arvicanthis niloticus (Nile rat), 408 nucleotides. RefSeq names its product small integral membrane protein 34 (gene Smim34). The record is from RefSeq and is a predicted model, not a curated record. Lineage: Eukaryota; Metazoa; Chordata; Mammalia; Rodentia; Muridae.
AUGGAAUCAAUCAAGUGGACACCCCAAGAAUCCUUCAACCAGACCCAGUCUAGCUCCCUCCUGCGUGACCCUGUGGAGGGGAAGAACAACACCAGUUCCACCAGGACCCUGAGGCUGCUGGAUGCUCCCAGCGCCGCCUGGUACAUCCUCACCAUCCUUGGCAUCUAUGGGCUGAUCUUCAUCUUCCAGCUGGCUAGCAACAUUCUCAGGAAAAGUGAGCGGUCCUUGGAGGGUGUUUACUACUCAAACUUAGCUGCUGAGCUCAAGAGGAAAGGGUUUCAGAGCAAGGUGGCCCAGUGUUCGCCACUGAUCAUCAGCAACGCAACCACCCUUCGGCCUCAGCAGCUCAGCCCGGAGCCAAAGCAUGAAGACAGCGGCCUCCACGUGGGAACCCAGCUGGUCCCUUGA